AUGGUGCGCAAGAAGAGGAAGGGCGUGAUCAAGGAGGCGCAGGCCGAGGGCGCGGCGGCCCCACGCGGCGUGGAACUGCGACGCGUAAUGGAGGAGGUGCCCGCGGACGCUGCGCUGCCGGCGGCGCUGGGCGCCGGGAGCUUGGCGCAGUGGUACGCGGCGCUGUGCGAGGCGCACGGCAGUCUGUACGAGCAACUCAAGCGGCUGCAGCUCUUCCGCUCGCAGUGCAAGACGCUGCAGGACGCAGACGUGCAACUUAAGGCGGCGAUCUGGCGGCUGGUUUUCCGCCUCAGCGUGGCGCCGCGCGCGCAGCCGCUGCGCAAGAACCUGGGGCUGAUCCUGGACGUGCUGGCGCAAGGCGGCUCCGACGCGCGCGUGCAGGGGCUGCGCGUGGUGGCGGCCGAGGAGCUGCGCGCGUUCUUGAGCGCGCUGUGGGCGGAGGCGGAGCAGGAGACGCCCGAGCAGCGCGUGCAGCUGCUGGACCGCAUGCUGCACCUGGUCGAGUCGCCGUUCCUGGCGCGCGCGCUGGUGGAGAACCCCGUGGACGGCGCGCGCAGCGGAGACGCACAGCAUUUGCUGCAGUUCGUGGCGAGCUGCGCCGAGCAGCUGGAGGCGCUGGGCGCGCCCAUCGUCGAGUACCACGAGGCCAAUCAGGGACAGGAAGAGCAGGAGCAGGAGGAGGCCGCCGCGGCGUCCACGAACGUGGUGCUGCUGGCCUCGGAGCGCUGCGGCCACGCGCUCAAGAGCGUGAUCGUGCUGGCCACGAUGAAGGAGGUGCUGGACCGGCGCCUGCUGCAGUGCCGCGGAGACGGCCUGGAGCAGCUGGUAGAGGCCUUCCUCCGCAUCGUCAAGCACUGUGUCCUGCUGCUGCAGACGAACGUGGUGCACAAGGACCUGCUGACCCAGGCGGGACUGGCGUACUGCUUGGUGCUGCGCCUGCUGCUGCAGUUGUCAGUCCACAGCUCGGGAGAGUCUUCCACCUUGGCGACCAAGCUGCUGCUGCAGACGGCGUACCCGGAGCUGAAGGUUAUCAGCGUGGACGACUGCGACAACGCGCAGGUGCGAGCGCACAUUGAGAAGGACGUCGAGAGCUUCGGCGACCUGUCGAGGCUGGCGGUGUGCCGCGGCUUGCUGAACAGCCUCGCGAACGAGGAGCUGGCACUUCCGGCCAAGAACCUCGGACUGGAUGAAGAGCAGAAGUCGGAGCAGAGCGCGCUCGACGCGAUCUUUACUGGCGUCCAGCAGUUCUGCGACCAGGAGGCGUACAACACGCGAUUGUUUGCGUUCCAGGUGCUCGAGGCGUUCCUCCGUCGCGCGGUGACGAUCUUGCAGAAGCAGAAGGAGCCUGCCGCUAACGGCGAAGAGCGUCCUGCUGUGUUGGCGGUGGAGACGCUGACGAACCUGACAACUGCGGUGUUGCUGAACUGGGAGCACCCGUCCAAGAAGGUGAAUCAGUUCAUGGCUGCCGUGUUCGCUCACAUCGUCAACUACUUUGUGCUUUCCGGUGGGUUCCAGGAGUGGAGCGAUGCGAUCUUGCCGCGGCUGGUCGAGCUGCCGCCGACAAGUCGAGCCAAGUACGGGUCCUUGACGCUUCUGGUCGCCGAAGCCGGUGCUAAGCCCGUGCUCCAGGCCAGCCCUGCUCUGUUGUCGUCGCUACUCUCGGCGGUAGGCCAGAAGGACUACGCCGCGCCAGCUGCUGCUAACUUGUUUGCGCAGAUUCUCGACGACCUCAGCCAGGGAGGUGACAAGAAGAGCGGUAAGAAGAGCACUUCGAAGCCUGAUGAUGAGUCCAUGACUGCGUGGCGGCUUCUGUGGCUCCCGGAUGUGGUUGGUGUACUGCUCUCGCGUGAUGCGAAUCUGCGUUCGCGCGUGGCGAUGUACGUGAUUCCUCUCCUCCUGAAAAAGGACCCUGAUUGUGUGCCCGUCUUGAUUAAGCGUCUCCACGAGGAAGCUACAAAGGAGCAUAUUGCUGGCGAAGCGGCCGAUGUUGCGCUGUGGGCAGAGCUCGAAGUGCUCAAGUUCGCGCGCAAGAAAAUGGCACCUGAGAAACUGGUGGGCAUGUCAAUGAACGAGAUUGAGCGUGGUCUUCGCCACGCCAAGGUGGAAACUCGUGGUACUGCUUUCGAUGCGUUGUGCGCGUCGCUGAAGUCGACCAGUAUGCCGACGGAUGAUGAGUUACGCCUGGUGAAGUACUAUUUGGUGGUGAAUGGAAAAGAAAUUGGACCCGCUGGUCGCAUGAACACCCUGAUCGGACUAAAGACCGUGCUGAUCCGUAUCAAGGAGACGCUGCGUCUUGCCAGCAAGAAUCAGACGAAGCCAAACCCCACAGCCUCAGCUCGCGACGAUUAUGCUGCUGCAGUGGCGUUCAAGCAAUGGGUGGAGCUGUUCGUCGUCACCUCGGUGUACCCUGGCGCGCUCCCACAGCGCUUGACGCUGGGCCUAGAGGUUCUUCUCCUGUAUGUCCAGUUGUUCGGUUUUGGAAAUGACGAAGCUCCGACGGAGAAACCUGCACGAAGCCUCUUGCUCACGGGCCAAAUGGUGACGACCCUGUUGAACAUGCUCAUUAGCGCAUGGGACUCAAUUCGGUCUCUGGCGUUUACAGUUUUGGACUUGUAUCCGGACGAGCUGCCGGGCUACUCGACGCGUGAAGAACUUCGUACUCUUGUUGACUGGGCCGUGGGACUUUGUGGCAGCCCCCGCCAACGUGAGAGUGACGCUGGCGCGAUGUUCAUCCGCUUGUUGUUCCAGAAGUGCAGCGGGUCUAUUCAACGAUUUGGCUUGACGUUCCAGCGCGAUUCGGAGCGUGGACGUGAUGUCGUUAUUGAUGCUAGCAGCAAAAGCCCAGAGGUAGCGUUCGUGCUUCAGCUGACUCAAGUGAUUUUGUCGCGUGUUGAAGCUUUGAGUCCCGCUGAGAUUAGGCGAGGCGAGUCUCCGCUUGUGCAUGGCUUCUUGCUGUCGUUGCACUAUGUACUUGAGAACGUGGCUUUCGAUAAACUCUCCGACAGUGAAGCCGCAGAGUGGCCGCAUGCCAUGACGCAAAUUUUCACGGCUAUUCACCAAUCGAUGCGUGCAUCUCUUGCCGUGGUUGGCGAUGCUACCUCCGGCGCCGGCGAUGAGGAGCUGUCGGCUUCGUUUGCUGGAGUGGUGGGCGAGGUGAGCGCUGUGGCUAAAACGUCGAACUCUGCUCUUCGCGUAGACUGCCGUGGCCACUUGAUCGUUGAGAAUGGAGAAGGCGGUCUUGAUGGAGAGGAGGAUGAUGGCAACGCAGAGCAACGUGCUGUGGUGGGCAGCUGGCUGGCAGCCCGAGAGUGCGGAGCCAUCCUCGAACUGCUCAUGCGCCGUGUUCCGCUCCCGAGCUCCAACGCAGCUCCGGGAAGUGUCUCUUACUUCACCGUUGAGAUGGCACAGCGUGGUGGUGAGACGUUGCUGAACUCGCUGUUCGAGCUGAAGCACAAGGGUGCGGUGGCCACUGCGUACCAGGCGUUUGAAGGUGUCUGCCGUGCGUUCCUUGCCCACGGUGAGCAAAAUGCUGAGCUUGGCGGCCUGCCUGCGCGUUGGGCCGAUCGCUUGUUGGAGCGCUUGGAGAGGUCAGAGCAGCACUUCAUCCUGCGUCGUAGCUCAGGCUUCGCGUUUAGCUUCGUGGCGAUUCUCCGUGCAGAGCCUCGCAAUUCUGCUGCGGUUAUUCUGCCUAAGGUCAUGUCGACGUUGCUGCGUCUUGCGGGCGAGGACACUGACGCGGCGGAGAAGCGUGAUACGCACCAGGAGCACCAUUCGCUGUGGCGCGCACGUGUGCACGCACUCAACAUUCUGAAGCUUAUUUGCCAAGACGGAGUGCUGGCGGAGGAUGUGGCUCGUUACAUCGUGGAUAUGCUCGAGCUUGCUGUGCGUGGCUUCGACUGUGGAUCGUGGGCUGUGCGCAACUCGUCUAUGAUGCUUUUCGCUGCGACGACUCAGCGUGCGAUUGGAGACAAGCGCAUUGCCGAUGGCGGAACUCGCCAGCAGGUUUCCAUCGACGACGUGUUCUCGCGUUUCCAGCAGCUGCGUGGCUUCCUCGCUCGUGAAUUGUCGAGAUUGUUGGCAAGCGACAGCAAGCCUAGUGGCACCCUGGGCGGAGCGGCCCCGCCUGGCCUCUAUCCAUUGUUGUUGUUCUUGAGCCGUCUUCGACCUGGUGACGAGGAUGACCAGCGUGUGGCUGAUGCACCUGCCUCGCCGUGUGAUGGCAGCGGGCUCGCGAGCUUCGUCCCGCUCGCCAUGAAGUGCGCCUCUCAACCGACUAUGGCUAUCCGACACAUGGCUGCGAAGGUGGUGGCUUCGAUUGUAAGCGAUGCCGAUGCUGCAACUGUGCUAUCUAUGCUCUGUGAGAAGCUUCCGCAGGGUGUCCGAAGCAGCAAGGACCCCAAGGGUGUGUCACACAACUACGUCCACGGAGUACUCGCUCAGAUUCGCCACCUUAUGACGAAAUACUUGUUCGUUGGAGAUACCCAAAGGAAGUCCACACCUAUCUCGAAGGAAGCGCAGGCGGAGUUCUUUGAGGUCGUGGUGACGAAGUUGCUUCCGUCGACAAUGUGGCUGUGGACUGGUAAGGACGCUCAGUCGAUUAAUGCUGUCAUUCGGGCCGAGCUUGUCGCAACUGUGGAUGUUGUUCUCCGAUUCUACAAGGAGGAUGCAUCGGUUGCGCUGUCGGGAGCAACGAAGGAGGCACUUGCUGAGACUGUUAAGGCGCUUCAAGCUGAAGUUGAACAACAGUUGUUACAGCGGUGCGAUUCCGAUCGCGUUGCUGCUGUGCUGCUGUCCACCCGACCGGGUAUGUACGUGUUGGAUCGUGCAUUGGUGUCGAUUUGGUUCAGCUUGUGGACAAUGCCGGCCAGUGGUCAGCAGCUGCAUGAACUCGUCCGGAAGAUGCUGGUGUGCAACGCUGUUCAGAUCCGCAAGAAGGCUAUCAAGAAGUUUGCGAACAAGCUGGUUGUUGCAGAGUUGACAACGGAUGCUGUCGCCGAGCUGCAGACCAUUUUGAUCGGCCAGUUCCUCGUGGAGACACACCCGAAGGUGCGCGCCAGGCAACUCCAGCUACUUGUCCGUUGCCAGCUUCGCCAACCGAUUGCUGAUGCUCAUCCCCAGAGGCAGCAACUGCAAACCCAACUGGCGAAUACUUUGAAUAUCUCGGCAGACACUCAAGUAUUGGCCCCGACAUUGGAGCUGCUCGCCCUCUUGGUAUACCACAAAAGUGCAUCUGCUGCUAGUCCUGACACUGCGCUGUAUCAGACUUUGAGCCAAGAAAUCGAGCAACGCUCUGACGAGAACCAACCCCUGAUUCUCCGCGAAGCCGCUGCUUCCUCGCUCCACCACAGCGGACUUCUGCUCCUGCAUAAGAAGGAAGGAUCUGUCGCUUCAAGCGCGAAUCUCGCACUGGGAGGCUGGAUGAGCGCUCUGCGUCUGCUUCAAGAUGACGACGUGCGCGUGAGAGCUGUUGCGCGGCACGCUGUCCAAGAAGCUCUUGCAAAGGCUGAGGAUGGCAUCGCUUCGUCUCCGCGUGGCUCGCUGUCAGAUGCAACGGUGCUGCCGCUCGCUGUAGAGUAUAUUGCAUCUUCUUUCGCGCGUACUGGACACGGCGCUGCAUCUCUGUCGAAGGUGCUCUUUGAGCUCGUGGACGCGCCCAGCGUUCUUGCCGCUUACGCCGGUGCUGCUGGCGCCAAGGCCCAAGACUGGGACGACCUGUACCGCCGCAUUUUCGAGUCCGAGAGCAGCAACUACUUCGCUGAACGCGACGUGCUGGCACAGAACAUUGUUUUCUCGCUGCUGGCUCGCUCUGUCAAGGACGAUGGGGAGUCCAUGCAUCUUCUGCGCCAGCAAGUUCUCACGGCUGUGGCCAGUGCACUCACCACGCUGAACCAGGAAGCUCGGCGUGAAGAAGGCAGCCAGUGGCUAGGAGGUAUCACCUACUACUCGGAUGUGUUUGCCCCUCUCCUAGGCCUCCUCGCUGCUGGCGUGGCCAUCCUGACUUCGGCCUCGUCUCCGCCCGGUGCUGAAUUGCAGCCCCUGGCUUCCCAAGUUCGCGAGCUCGCGCAGGAUGCGUGUGCCAUCCACACUAACGACGACGCUACGCACCCGCUCGUGCUGCGUGCACUCGAUCUGCUUGCGAACAAGGAUCGGGAGUCUUCGAAGCAGGCCGGAGCUGAGCCUGUUACUGAGCUGCUGUAUUUGACCCCGCACUGGACAUCUUUGGGCGGUUCAAAGGGCGACUAA
Molecule: messenger RNA, 6243 nt
Organism: Phytophthora sojae
Lineage: Eukaryota; Oomycota; Peronosporomycetes; Peronosporales; Peronosporaceae
Exons: 1
Coding region: 1-6243 (2080 amino acids)
Biological process (GO): tRNA methylation
Cellular component (GO): cytosol
Source: RefSeq, a predicted model, not a curated record